Sphaeroforma arctica JP610 is the source of this 1636-nucleotide messenger RNA. RefSeq lists its product as hypothetical. The record is from RefSeq and is a predicted model, not a curated record. Bases 301 to 1617 code for a protein of 438 amino acids. The transcript has 8 exons. NCBI's taxonomy places the organism in Eukaryota, Ichthyosporea, Ichthyophonida.
UUCCUGUAUUUUUUAUUAAAAUUCAGUUGCACACCUUCACUGCACUUUAUUUAUUUUAUUAUAUAGAGACCAUUCGGCUUCCUUGUGCAUUGAGAGUUCUGUCUUCGUCCCUUAACCAUUUGGCCUUUCCAACAAGCCUGCAGCACGAGAAGGGUAAAGGUCUGCGGUAGUCCCAAACAUAACCGCUUUAGUCCGUAUUGCGUAAACCAAUGUGCGAAUCCGCAUCAAAGUACACGGCAAUCCUCUCAAUAGGCUAAUUUGACGUCGUGGAAGCUCAACUCAACUUUACAGGUAUUUAGUAUGCCCUCUAUGCGCAUCCGUUUUAACGAUGAGCAGAAGAAAAGAGCUACCGUCAUCUUCAUUGUUCUCUUCGUUCUGAUUACAAUAGGGUUAAUAUGCAUAUCACGAAAAACCCCUCCGGGUAAUAUUAGCAAUGUAGUUUCUAGAAAAGCGAGGGUGCGAACGGCAUCGUUGCACCGCACCAACGACUGUUCAAAGAAGGUUGUUUGGGAAGAUAUGACCGAAAGUAUUGAACUUGCGACGAACUAUAUGAUUAAUGCCCAGACCGAGGAGGGGAACUUUAUUUACGAGGUCGACUGGAAAACCGGAGAGUUGACAGAUGAUGAUAACGAUGUGCGGCAAGCAGGUGCUUUUUUUGGGCUUGCUCUCGCCUUCAAUGACAAGCCCACAUCCGAAGUCGCCAGUGCGUGGCGUACGGCCAGGGUAUACUGGCAGCGACACAGCAAGGAGUCUAUUGUUGGUCCCGGAAGGUUCAUGAAAUAUCCGACGAAGGGGAAAGCCAUGCCUGCUCUCGCGUGCACUACCUUGGCUGCAAUGGGGUAUAUCGAUUUCCUACGGACCCCAGAGAGUCAUGAUGAUCCCGACUGGCCAAUCUAUAAAAGUGAAUUGGACGAACUUCUAAAGUUCUUGAUCUAUAGCAUGAAUGACCAUACGUACCUUGUACCUUCCUAUGUCAAAGAUAAUGGGGAGGCCACAAUAAAUGCCAACCCGUAUGGCAACGGCGAGUUUUUAUUGUGUAUCAUCAAAGCCACAAAAUACCUUGGCUAUCCAUAUGCAACCUUGGCUCACAACAAUGCACUGAGCGGGUUCGAGGAAUGGAUAAGUGGGCCGCUGGCGGAAAACGAUGAUCCAGAUGAGACGAAAGGAUAUUAUCAAUGGUCCUCAAUGAGUUGGUAUGAGCUGACCACCUCUACCGAGUUUUAUUCACCCACUGAGGAACAGGUCCUAAAUUACCGCAGAUGGCUUGUUAAAAUGGGCUAUUGGAUAAUCGAUAAACAUAGGAUUCUGAGGAGAAAACGCAAUACAGGCUACGCCUAUGAAGGUAUAAUUCAUGCACGGGAAGCCGCCCUGGCACUGAAAACGCAGGAGGGAGACAAGGCUGCUAGGUACUUCGCACAGACGGCGCAUACUGGAAUUUGUGGGCUGAUGCAGUGGCAGGUCGGAAACCGCUACCAGAAUGACUUUGUGAAGGGAGCUAAGAACGAUCCUAACUAUCUUGGAGGCGUCCAAAAUCACGCCUCUGAGCCGUUGCUACGCAUUGACACAACUCAACAUCAGCUUCACACGUAUAUUCUAUUUCUACGAUACAUCGCCUAGUUUGUAAAUUAUUCAAGAC